Messenger RNA from Vicugna pacos (alpaca), 681 nucleotides. Lineage: Eukaryota; Metazoa; Chordata; Mammalia; Artiodactyla; Camelidae. The record is from RefSeq and is a predicted model, not a curated record.
AUGUGUAAAUUAUCAGGGGGGAAAUGUGGGGGUUCUUUUGCUGAGAUCAAGGGGUUCAUUCAGACCCCUGUGAGACCUAAGAUCAGAAGCAGAGUUCCGCUGCCACAGGGGGACAUAGUGCAUGGAGGGUUCACCGAGGCGCAGGCGGCGAAGCUGAGGGCUCGCGAGGAGAGUGAGGAGGUGGUGGGCGACAUCUUGGAGGUGCUGGUGGACCCAGUGAUGGAUGCCGCCUGCAAAUCCUACCUAGAACAGCAGUGCAUUCCGUACGCAGUGAACAGGGCACGGGAGACCAUACUCCAUGUGGUCCAGAUGAGAUUUGUGCCCCGGGAUGAGAGAGAACCCCACCUAGUAGACGACCCCACGUGGGCGGAGGACGAGGACCCCUCACCUUGCCGGAUUGACACCUGGGCUUGGGGAGCCUUGCCCGGCCUGGACCCCAAGGAUCAGGAGAGCCAGGAUCUUCAGAAGGGGUCUCACCCUGCGCCUGGACUUCUCAAGGCCAAGUCCCAGGUGGUGAGGAAGCCCAUGUUGCUGCCAAAAGCGCCGAAGAUGGCUCCUGGUGUGAGCAUGUGGAAACCAGCCACCCAGGAGCUGCUUAGCCCUGCUGAACCUCAACAGGAGGACAAAGAGGGCAGCACCUCUCGUCCCAUCCAAACGGGUGCCCUAGAACCGCAGAAAUAA